Molecule: messenger RNA, 1209 nt
Organism: Gastrolobium bilobum
Lineage: Eukaryota; Viridiplantae; Streptophyta; Magnoliopsida; Fabales; Fabaceae
Product: protein EXORDIUM-like 3
Exons: 1
Coding region: 32-1084 (350 amino acids)
Source: RefSeq, a predicted model, not a curated record
GCUACCCUCACCCAAUAUCUCACAAGGCAAAAUGUGCCGGGGCUUCUCCGCCCCAUCUACGCCGUCCACGGCGGUUCUCUCAUUCACCUUCGUCCUUGUCCUCUCGUUCCUCCUCGCCGUGAGUCCGGUGGCCGGAUGGAGGCCGUGGCCUAAGAACAACAAAAUGAACGUCACCGAUUACGCCUUCGGUGACUCCAAGAAAUUCGAGGGAUCAUCGGAGUUCGUGAAGCUGAGGUACCACAUGGGACCGGUUCUGACCACCAACAUUACCGUCCACACCAUCUGGUACGGCAAUUGGGAGAAGAACCAGAAGAAGAUCGUCCGCGAGUUCAUAAACUCAUUCUCCGCCGCUGAGGCGCCACGCCCCUCCGUGGCCGGGUGGUGGCGAACCGUGCAGCUCUACACGGACCAAACCGGAGCCAACAUUUCAAAAUCGGUCCGGCUCGGGGAGGAAAAGAACGACCGGUUCUAUUCCCACGGUAAAUCGCUGACCCGGUUAUCGAUACAGUCGGUGAUUAAGAGCGCCAUCACAACCAAAACGAGGCCGUUACCUAUCAACCCAAGGAGUGGGCUCUAUCUGUUGCUCACAGCCGAUGACGUGUACGUUCAGGAUUUCUGCACUUCGGUGUGUGGGUUCCACUACUUCACCUUCCCUUCCCUUGUUGGUUAUACGCUGCCGUAUGCUUGGGUGGGUAACUCCGCCAAGUUCUGCCCCGGUCAGUGUGCUUACCCUUUUGCCGUACCCGAAUUCAUCCCAAACCGUAAACCCUUCAAGUCACCAAACGGCGACGUUGGGGUCGACGGCAUGAUCAGCGUUAUUGGCCAUGAGAUGGCCGAGUUGGCCACCAAUCCCUUGGCCAAUGCUUGGUAUGCGGGUCAGGACCCGACUUUCCCCGUCGAGAUUGCGGAUCUCUGCGAGGGUAUUUACGGUACGGGAGGUGGUGGGUCAUAUACUGGUCAGGUAUUGGACGCUCGUGAUGGUGCCACGUAUAACAUGAAUGGUAUCAGACGGAGGUUCCUUGUUCAGUGGGUGUGGAAUCAUAUUCUCAAUUACUGUACUGGUCCCAAUGCUCUUGAUCACUGAUCAUCUCAUCAGUGCUAUGUAAAAUGAGAUAUUUCUUCUCUUUUUGGGUUUUCAUUUUGUUAUUUUUGUUUCGGGCUUUUGUCUUGUGGGUUUGUGGUGCUGUCGGAGUUUGUUAAUUUUGUUAA